AUGGCAUUUAAAUCCGUUGAAUCGCCGAGCAGAUCCAUAAGUGAAGAUGAUAAACCCAAUUUAAAACAAAAAUUAAAGGUAAAUCUAAUUCAGGAAAAAGAGAGAAAAAUAAAAGAGCAGCAAGAAGUCAUAAGAAAAUUGAAAGAAGAAAACCAAAAUUUAAAGAAAAUGCUGUCUUAUGAAAUCCAAUCUCGAGAUGAAACAAGAAUCAAAAUCGAUAGUUCAAAAAUACUAGAAUUUGACGAUAAAGAAAUAGAGGUUUAUAAAGAAAAUACUAUAAGGAGCAUGAAUAGAGAUACUCCUUCGUCAAAGCAUGUCUCAUUUUCAUUAUCACCAGACAGCAACCAAAAACUGGAAGAAAUGUUCUUUAUGGAUAGCUCACAGCGAAUAAAAAGAAAUUUAAAUAGCCAGCUACGCAAUCCAAAUCUCAGCUUAGAAGAAUGCUUGAAUAGUAUGAGCCACAGUUCUGAUUAUCUUUAA
Molecule: messenger RNA, 480 nt
Organism: Blepharisma stoltei
Lineage: Eukaryota; Ciliophora; Heterotrichea; Heterotrichida; Blepharismidae
Source: the annotation of a GenBank genome assembly